Thermochaetoides thermophila DSM 1495 is the source of this 2622-nucleotide messenger RNA. RefSeq names its product putative N-terminal asparagine protein. Gene Ontology annotation, molecular function: protein-N-terminal glutamine amidohydrolase activity; protein-N-terminal asparagine amidohydrolase activity. The record is from RefSeq and is a predicted model, not a curated record. Lineage: Eukaryota; Fungi; Ascomycota; Sordariomycetes; Sordariales; Chaetomiaceae. Gene Ontology annotation, biological process: protein catabolic process. The transcript has 4 exons. The coding region runs from base 1 to 2622 and encodes 873 amino acids.
AUGAGGAUAGCAUGUUUGCAGUUUGCCCCGCAGUUGGGCGACGUCAAUAACAAUCUAAGCCGCGCAGAUGAGAUUCUCAGUAAUGCAGCUCAAGACGAACUUGAACGUUUAGACUUGCUCGUUCUGCCGGAGCUUGCCUUCACGGGGUACAACUUUCAGUCGUUGCAACACAUCAACCCGUACCUUGAAGGGCUCGGCUCGGGGAUCACCUCUCUCUGGGCUAAAGCAACGGCGCUCAAGUACGACUGCACAGUUGUCGUGGGUUACCCGGAGAAAGUUGAUCCAUCUGCCAAAUGGCCAGCCUCUCCAGAGUACUACAACUCGGCCGUCGUUGUCAGCGGCGACGGGGACAUCGUGGUCAAUUACCGCAAGUCGUUUCUUUACUACACCGACGAAACAUGGGCCUUGGAAGGUCCCGAGGGCUUCUUCCAUGGCAACAUCCCGGGUCUCGGAAACGUGGCUUUGGGCAUCAGUACAGAUGUCAAUCCUUAUAAACUUGAGGCUCCAUGGGAUGAUUUUGAGUUUGCCUACCAUGCCCUGGACUCGGAUUCAAAUGUGAUUAUCGUGAGCAUGGCCUGGCAAACUCUACAGAACCCUGCACAAUUUUUACACAACCCUCACGAGCCUGAUCUUGAUACACUCGUCUACUGGGUCCAGCGCCUUGAGCCCCUGGUCCGCUCAAACGAUGGGGAUGAGAUCAUCUUUGUGUUUUGCAACAGGACUGGGACAGAGUAUGACGCCACAUACACCGGCACAAGUGCUGUUUUGGGAGUCAAGCUGGGGGAAGUUUUCGUUUACGGAGUUCUCGGUCGCGGUGAGACUGGAUUGCUUAUUGUCGACACCAGUCAGCCACCCAGAAUGAAAUUGACAGAUGCCGAUGAGGUUGCCGCUGAAAGUGCAGCCAACAAGCUGGAUAUAGGGCUUGAAUUUGAGGAUGAGCUGACUGAGCCAAACUGGCCACUACCAGGGACUUCUUUCGAAGUUGGCCCUAGUCCUGUUCCAGGGUCUACCGUUCAAACUGCCGCAGUCACUGAACCGCUCACACACGAACCCCAAGUUUCAAGACCGAAUAUCGAAAUGUAUGUCCAUACAUCGCCUCGGAGCGCAACAUCCCCUCGUCUUCCAUGGUUGGCCCCUCCAGAAAACGAAGCCGGAUCUCCAGUUCACAGCAAAUCUCCUACCAGGUUGCAGAUACCUCCCAUAGCCUCACGUGCUCAUACGGACAACUACACUUCUCUGAACAGUGCUGUCACCGAUAUCGCCGUCGAUACUCCUGGCUUGCCGCUUUCUCCAGCGAUCGUUCGGAGACCGCCGCGCCCGAAACUGACCAUUCCAAGCUCAGCGUCGAGAUAUCAAUCAAAGCCAAGCCCAUAUCCGUGGUAUUAUGGCGACAACUCAUCAACGCUGUUCACCGGUGGUGCUUGUAUGACACCCAUAACGCCAUUUGAUGACGAUGGAUGGACUGGAACGCCCAUUGAUCCAAAGCCGGGCGGAUGGUUCUGGAGGCAUGGGCCAACUCUGUCAGCGCUUAAGGAGUCAGUUCAGGAAGAGGAGGAAGAGAAAGAGCAGCGAGUUGCUAAGCCCAAACCUGGGAAUGACAAACCAGAGUUGCAAGAGGAAGGUUAUAGUUUGGGAGUUGAGGUGAAGGAGGAGACUACUGAAUGCAGCGAACGGAGCGAGGACAGUAAACUUCAAGAUAGGGUAGGCGAGUACUCUGUUGCUACUAAGGAGGUGACGCUGGCUUCAGGUACAGAAGCGCCCGACGAGUUACGCCUUCGUCCUGACUCGACUUCUACCUCGGAGAACACGCAGCCAGCUCCUGGCGACGGGCGAACAUUACUCAGCUCUUCCGAUAAUUUACCGCGCAUUGACGAUACCAAAGGCCAUAAUAGUGUAACAUCGAAAAAUCCGCAGCCUGCAGCUGCGGAUGCCUCAAGCCAAACUCAAUGCUUGAAGACGAACAUGGACGAAAAUGGGGAGACAGUUGUUUAUACUCAUGCCUACCGAAGACUCUUAACACCCAGGCCAGCGAGCUGGGCAGGACCCAUCUACAAUACUACAAGGAGUUUUGCUAGCACGAGCAAAACUCUCCAUGUCAAGCAGCCUGUUCAACAUUCUGCCCAGAACUCCGGAGCUUCCCAACAGCAAUAUGCAAGCAGGUUCGAACCCGACAAUACGAUGGAAGAGGAAGACCUCUUUAUUUUUGAUAGUCCAUCGACGGCGCUCCAUACCACAGCAUCAACAAUGACUCCCACUAGCAAUGUUCCAACAUCUUCUGAACCGAGUCUAACUACAUCGUCAUCUCUUUCAACCACUGACGACAGCCCCCAUGAUAAAGGGACGUCAGCACUGCAGAGGGUUCAGGGACUGUUCUUCCGCAAGGAAGAUGGUCAACAUGAGUUGGGGCAUGAUUGCGAGGAUGAUGAUGGUGAUUCGGGAUAUGGCCAUGAGCGGAGCAGCGAUGAUGGUCAGGUUGUGGCUGGGAAGAGGAUCUUGGGCGGUGUUGGUGCUGAUGUCGGCAUGAAGGCAGGUAUUGCUGUUACUGAGGUCAAUGUCGGCAUAGCAACGAAGGGAGUUGAUGAGGAGGAUGAAGGAAUGUGGCUGGGGCAGGUGAAGGCUUGA